Gastrolobium bilobum is the source of this 2033-nucleotide messenger RNA. Its product is annotated as probable polygalacturonase. The annotation marks the transcript as partial. Gene Ontology annotation, molecular function: polygalacturonase activity. Gene Ontology annotation, biological process: carbohydrate metabolic process. The record is from RefSeq and is a predicted model, not a curated record. The transcript has a single exon. NCBI's taxonomy places the organism in Eukaryota, Viridiplantae, Streptophyta, Magnoliopsida, Fabales, Fabaceae.
UAUGCAGAUUCAAGUUCAAAUGUCUGCAUAGAGGACUCGUAUAUAUCUACAGGAGAUGAUCUUGUGGCUGUGAAGAGUGGGUGGGAUGAGUAUGGGAUUGCAUAUGGUCGCCCUAGCUAUGGUAUAACCAUCCGGCGUCUAACAGGAUCAUCUCCAUUUGCUGGCAUUGCAGUUGGCAGUGAAACCUCUGGUGGGGUGGAGAAUGUGCUUGCUGAACACAUUAACCUCUUCAACAUGGGAGUUGGUAUCCACAUUAAGACAAACAGUGGCAGGGGAGGGCUUAUCAAGAAUAUAACAGUGUCCCAUGUGUAUAUGGAGAAAGCAAGGAAGGGAAUAAAAAUUGCAGGUGAUGUGGGGGGUCAUCCGGAUGAUAAGUAUGAUCCUAAUGCUCUCCCAGUUGUCAAGGGUAUCACAAUUAAGAAUGUUUGGGGUGUGAAGGUUCUGCAGGCAGGUUUGAUACAAGGGUUGAGAAAUUCCCCUUUCACUGAUAUUUGUCUCUCUGAUAUCAACCUUCACGGUAUGACAGGACCUAGAAAUCCCCCUUGGAAAUGUUCUAAUGUGUUUGGAGCUUCUCAUCAGGUUAGCCCAUCGCCAUGUUCUCAGCUGAGCAGCCAAGAGCCUGGAUCAUGUGCUGAUUACUCCUGAGAUAAGAUAUUUUUCCUUUCUUCAAAUAUUGUAGUAAUUAAGUGCUUCUUUUAUUGAUUUAUUAGAAUGGAAGGCAAUGAAUCAUUCCCUUUUGAAUUAUAUUAUAUGAUAUGCAAGUAAAUUUAGUAACAUGAUGAGGAUCAUGUGUCAAAAAACAUACAUUAAUUGUGACAGCCAAACGGUUAAUUACAUUCUUCUUCAAAACUUGAAAUCUUGAAUGAUUAAGAUAUUAGGAUCAUCUCUGAAGGUCACUUUGAUCUAAUGUUCCACGCUAAUUGGAAGCAAGUAUGCGAAUGAUUAUAUUUUAAACUAUGUCUAUAUACUUAUUCAAUUUUAUAUAUUAGCCAAUACAUUGUAAGGUUAUAAAAACCUGAUGAAUUCUUAUGGUAAAUUCAUCUUCCCAAGUGGCUUACUCCAAGGUCUUUGCCUUACAAUUAACCAGCCACUAAGUAAUGAUAUGAAAUCCAUUGAAAUUUAUUCGCAUACCAGGUUUGAGAUUAUUUAAAGGUUGUAACAAGCCAGCAGUGAACAUAGCCAAAUAUUUGUCUCUGACAGACAUUUACAACCCCUUACGUAUUACUGUACCCUAGUCUUCACGCUGUUCCAAUAAAGGUUUUCUACCAAAAGGCUGGUAAUCCAAGGAGACGUGCUUGGAAUACAAGUCUGACUGAUUAAUAUAAGCAUAUGCUAGAAUGAGUAACAUGGUCUAAAAUCAGGUUUUUCCUUGAGAUCAGAAAUAAUUUCUUGGAGUCCAUUACCACUUCUUAAGCCUACUUACUACACUCUGGAUAAGAGAGUAACAUGAAGUACUUCAUUUUCAUGCAUUCUUGGUAAGACAAGUUGUCUUAUUCUCUUACUUAUGUAUGAUUUCUAAUUAGUAACCAAGUUACCUGGCCAUCCAACACUACUGGUUAGGGUUUGUGAUCCUCUAUUGAAGCAAAGUGUUUUAGGUUCUUUUGGUAUGUAUAAAUCCAAAACUUCUCUCCAAAAGAUACGGCCUCCAAUACGGGAUAGAUAAAGUCACCACCAUAACUUUUUUUUCUUAUGCAGAUUUUGAUAAAGAUCUGUCAGAGAGCCUUGCUAUAGAAAAUCAAGUGGCCUUCCAUUUUGCAUCUAUAAUGCUCAUAACCUGGUGCCAGAGGAAUCGCAAUCAAACUUGGAUUUCUGUGUGAAAUUAUGAAGUGCAAGUACUGGAGAUGAAGUGAGUACUCUCUUAAGGGCAUCAAAAGCCUCUUGGAUGUUGCUUCCCAAUGGAACCCCUCCUUUUCAAUCAAUUUUGUCAAUGGUUUUGCAAUCUUCUUAUACCCUUCAAUAAGCUUUCGAUAGCAUACAGUGAGCCCCUAAAAUUCCUCUACUCCCUUCACAUCUCUCGGUAUAGUCAAUUCAAU